Drepanopeziza brunnea f. sp. 'multigermtubi' MB_m1 is the source of this 1368-nucleotide messenger RNA. RefSeq lists its product as uncharacterized. The record is from RefSeq and is a predicted model, not a curated record. Lineage: Eukaryota; Fungi; Ascomycota; Leotiomycetes; Helotiales; Drepanopezizaceae. Gene Ontology annotation, molecular function: hydrolase activity, hydrolyzing O-glycosyl compounds. Gene Ontology annotation, biological process: carbohydrate metabolic process.
AUGAUUUCAUCUACUUUCGCUCUCGCUUCCCUUUUCGUCGCUGCGAACGCGCAGCAGGCUGGAACAAACAAGCCCGAGACCCAUCCACCUCUCGAAGUGUCGACUUGUACGGCCUCCGGAUGCACCACUUCAGCUCAGUCCAUCGUCGUCGAUGCCAACUGGAGAUGGUUGCAUAGUACCACCGGAUACACCAACUGCUACACUGGCAACACCUGGGAUGCUACACUUUGCCCUGACGGAGCCACAUGUGCCACAAAUUGUGCCUUGGAAGGAGCAGAAUACGCGAGCACUUACGGCAUCACGACAAGCGGAAAUUCUCUGAAGCUCAGCUUCGUCACCAAGUCCGCUCAAACGAACGUCGGUUCGAGGACCUACUUGAUGGCCCCAGGAAGCGAAACCAAGUACCAGAUGUUCAAGCUCCUCAACAAGGAGUUCACGUUCGACGUGGACGUUUCGAAAAUGCCUUGUGGCGUCAAUGGAGCCCUCUACUUCUCCGAGAUGGAUGAGGAUGGUGGGAUGGCUCGACACCCUACCAACAAGGCCGGCGCGAAGUAUGGAACUGGUUAUUGUGAUGCUCAGUGUGCGCGAGAUGUCAAAUUCAUCAACGGCGAAGCCAACUCUGAGGAAUGGAAGCCCUCUGCCACUGAUGUCAAUGCCGGUACCGGAAAGUAUGGAAGUUGCUGUAAUGAAAUGGACAUUUGGGAAGCCAACUCUGUAUCUACAGCCUACACUCCUCAUCCUUGUAACGAUCCUGGGCAAACUCGUUGCACCGGAACCGAUUGUGGGGUCGGGGCGCGAUACUCGUCGGUGUGCGAUGCUGAUGGAUGCGACUUCAAUCCUUACCGCAUGGGCGUCACUGAUUUCUAUGGAGAGGGGAAGAAGAUCGAUACCUCCGCCAAGAUGACCGUUGUCACCCAGUUCAUUACCGACGACAAUACGGACACGGGAACUCUUGUCGAUAUCAGGCGAUUCUACGUCCAAAACGGCGUCACGUUUGCCAACCCGAACUCAACCGUCGCCGGAGUGACUGAAAACUCCCUCACCGACUCCUUCUGCGAAGCCCAGAAGACCGCUUUCGGCGACAACAACAUAUUCAAGGAGAAGGGAGGCCUCGCCGCCAUGGGUGAAUCGCUGGGGAGAGGCGUCGUGCUGGUGAUGUCCAUCUGGGACGACCAUGCCGCCAACAUGCUGUGGCUGGACUCUUCCUACCCGCCCACCAAAGACCCUUCCGCCCCUGGCGUGACUCGAGGCACCUGCGCACCCACGUCCGGUGUUCCCAAGGACGUGGAGGCCAGCUCUCCCGACUCUUCCGUCACUUUCUCGAACAUCAAAUGGGGUCCCAUCGGCUCGACCUUCAAGGCGCUGUAG